CGCCGUGUCCGAGCUCGAGCCGCGCCGUAGCCGCCGGGGUGAGUGCCGGGGUCUCUCCCGACGCCGUCCGGUGGGUGGCGGCCGCGUAGCCCCCUCCCCGAGCGCAACCCCCCGAGCGCGGGGUCUUCCGCGCAGCGAAACCGCGCCCCGGCGCCGGGCGGCCCCGCCGCAUCCCCGGAGCAGCAGCAGCCCUCACCAGGUCCCACGAUGAUGUUUCUCUUGAGGGGAGGCCAAUUUCUGCAGAACACUUGCGGCAGCAUUUCCCAUCACAGAUCCCUGAAGUCUCAUCAAAGGAAAAAGUGGGUUUCCCCGUGACUAGCAAAGUCCCUUGAUGAGAUUGGGAAUAGCUGUGCUCUGCAGCAUCCAUCUGCAUGCAGAGGUCUUUUCACAGAGGAUAUUCAGCGCUGGUAAUAAACGGAUUUGUGGAUUUGUGGAUUUGCAUGGGGUAAAAAAUGGAGGCAGAAAUAAACUUCUGGAACUGAAUCUCGGUCCGGGAACGAUGGCUUCUGAGCUGCAUCCACAUGCUUUCAAUAUCUCCCCAGUAGAGAAUAGGAGAUUGUGCAUAAAUGGAACACCAUGGAUUUGGCAUCUCCUAGAAGAAUGUGUCGAGGACGUGUGGGAGUAUUGGAGCGUUGUCAUAGGACUGAUUUCCAUUGUCUGCUUUCUGUUUGCUGCAAUACCUCAAAUUUACAUUGCUGCUCGGAACGGGAGAGUGGAUCAAGCACUGUCGUCAGGCUUUCUGCUGUGUUGGAUAGCUGGAGAUCUUGCAAAUGUCAUAGGCUGCUAUUUAACAAAUCAACUACCAAUCCAGAUUGUCACUGCCAUUUUUUAUGUGAGCAUGGAUAUAAUCAUGACUUCACAAUUUGUCUACUAUAAGCUCAAAAACCAGAAGAUGACAAAAUGCAGCAAAGGUCUGAGGAAUUUCUGUGUGACCUGGAUCAUGGUGUGUAUAGCACUGUGUGUUAUUGUCCUCUGCCAGCUGUUACUAAGAAACCACAACCAGAGUACAGUAAUCAACAGGAGUAAUAACUCUCUUGAUAUGAUUGAAAUGUCAGGCUUCAUUUGUGGCUAUAUGUCCUGUGUGUUUUACUUGGGAAGUAGAUUUCCUCAGCUGUAUAAAAACUUCCGACGAAGAUCAACAGAAGGCACUUCGUAUCUGCUGUUUGCAUUAGCCAUGAUGGGAAACUCUACAUAUGGACUGAGCCUUGUCUUAAAGAUGCCAGCUGCCAAAUCCUUCCAGGCCCUCUACUUUUUACACCAUCUUCCGUGGCUCAUUGGGAGCUUUGGAGUUUUGUUUCUAGACCUUUUUGUGAGUCUGCAGUUCCUCCUGUACCGUCAGCGCCAGGAGGAUCGACCUGACUCAGUGGUGCUGGAGGUGGAGCCGCUGCUGCUGCACGAGGAGGCUGCCUAGAGUGGGGCUGGAUUCUGCUCCUGCUGGCCUUGGCUUCUGCUCUGGGGGAGCUUUAACAAGCAGUUAGGGACCAAAUUUACAACUUGUUAUUUAUUUUGCCAUUAAUUAACCAUUACAAAUGACACUCUGGUAAUAAAUAUUUCCUACUUACUGUGGUAUUUCAUGACAGGUUGUUUCUCACCCCCCUGAUUUUAGCUGAUUCUCCCCAAUGUGUGAUAAAGUCACAGCAAUAGGUGCUGUGGAAGUAUUUCUUUGACAUCAUGAUGCAAUGUGCAUCAUGGAACACCUAUUUGCAGAUGACCACGUGUGGCUGGUUUAAUGAGGCUGAGAUACCUCUGUGCCCUGAACCCAGCCUGCAGUUACAGAUUGCUCCCUGGAUCGUAUGAUAAGGUCUGGCUCUUUUUUCCUCAUACUCAAAAAGACACCCUGUAAUUAAGUAACUUCAGCACAGGGCAUGUGUUGUUGGUACAAAAGCAGAAUCCUGGUGUGAGUUGGUGGGAGCCUCACGUGUGUGGCUCAUUGCAGAGUAUCACUGUACAUUCAAGACUUAAAGCAAUUCUGCAUCAAUACCUCUGUGUUCCAAGGAUUGUAAUUACUGUAUGGCAUCACUACCCCUCAGAAUGUUUCUGUAGAACACACAUUUUCUUUGCAAGCUUCUGCUGUAAGGACCACAGAGAAAAAGCAAAGAUGAGAGGCUGAGAGUGUUCCUCCUAACUGCAAGUGUUCUGCAACACUCUCGUGUCUGAAGAAAACUUUCAUCAAAUUAUC
This is a messenger RNA of Colius striatus (speckled mousebird), 2179 nucleotides long. Its product is annotated as lysosomal amino acid transporter 1 homolog. Bases 332 to 1411 code for a protein of 359 amino acids. The transcript is spliced from 9 exons. The record is from RefSeq and is a predicted model, not a curated record. NCBI's taxonomy places the organism in Eukaryota, Metazoa, Chordata, Aves, Coliiformes, Coliidae.